AUGAAUAGAAAUAAUGCAAGCCCAAUCGCCAGACACGAUCAUGGUCCUAUGAUAAAUACAACCAACAUCCCAAUCGAAAGGUCAUCCUGUAACAGCGUACAACUGGAUAAUCUAGAAAUAAAUUAUGCAAAUCCAAGUAUCACUGAAAUCCUAUCGGCUAAAUCUAAAACAUCAGCUAGGUCGAGGAAAAAUAAUGCAAGUUUAAUCACCAUCGAAAUUCCAUCUCCCAAACAAAAUUCAACCCAAAACUACUAUAAUCACCACCCGAACAAAAAUAACAUUGAUCCUGCCAACACAGACAAAACGAAAACAUUUUUAAAAUCGAAAUUUGUGUCCCUUGAAAAUCUAGUAUUUAGAUUAACAG
Messenger RNA from Paramuricea clavata, 364 nucleotides. NCBI's taxonomy places the organism in Eukaryota, Metazoa, Cnidaria, Anthozoa, Malacalcyonacea, Plexauridae. The record is from the annotation of a GenBank genome assembly.